Molecule: messenger RNA, 1750 nt
Organism: Cannabis sativa
Lineage: Eukaryota; Viridiplantae; Streptophyta; Magnoliopsida; Rosales; Cannabaceae
Exons: 5
Coding region: 299-1408 (369 amino acids)
Cellular component (GO): chloroplast
Source: RefSeq, a predicted model, not a curated record
ACAAGAAAAAACAAUACUCCACUAAACGACGGAGGAAUUGUAGUCACAACACAAACAACAUUCAUUUACUUACAUGUCCCAAAAGUUCAUCCGUAGCAAUCCCACCUUGGAACAAAAAAAAAAAAGGAAAAAUCCACACUAAAAUCUUCGAAUUCUCAUAAAAUUCCGUUUAUUCUAUAAUUUUAGGAUGUGGGUAUCCAUAAUUGUCGCUCUUCUGAACUGGGUUUGGUAGUAUUAAUCAUUAGCUGCGGUUGUGGUGUCUGUGGUAGUGUGAGGUUUUUUUUUUUUGGUUUCAGUAAUGGCUGCUACUAACGUUGGCUCCUCCUUCUCUUGUUUGGCUGCUGCUCUUUCCACUCCAAUACGCACCAGAAGUCCUUUUCAGUUGAGCUUAUCACGAGGAUUAUACAACAAUCAACAACAUGAACCUCAACUGCUAAGAUAUCCUAGAGGCAAGUCCUGCAAGUUCAUUCAUGGAAUACUUAACUCAAAAGGAAGGUCCCCAAAGUGGUGCAGUGCUCUUUUUGCAGUUUCUGAGGAACAACCGCUACAUGAUGAGAUAGAAUUAGUUGCAUCAGAGCAAGAAAACCUUGACCCUAGUGCUGAAGAUGUAUCUACUGCAAGCAAUUCAAAUAUUAUAUUUGAUGGUGCUGGUGGAAAACCAGGUCUAAUAUCCUUUUAUAACCACCGUUCAUACGAAAGAGAGGAUAAGAUUCAUGUGUUUAGUCCAGAGAAGAACCACAACAGCCUGUUAUGGUUUAUUGGUCCGGCUGUACUUGUAGCCUCUUUUGUCUUUCCCUCUCUGUAUUUGCGUAGAAUGCUCUCAGCAAUAUUUGAGGACUCUUUGUUGACAGAUUUCCUCAUACUGUUCUUCACGGAAGCUCUUUUCUAUUGCGGUGUUGCUGUGUUUCUUCUUCUAAUUGACCGUUUGGGGCGGCCCUCUAUGCCAGAAUCUACUGCAAACAGUAAUAGAACGCUGGCCUCACAUUUUGGACAACGAAUCUCAUCUGUUGCUGCUUUGGUACUUAGUCUUAUAAUUCCCAUGGUGACAAUGGGGUUCGUCUGGCCCUGGACUGGCCCUGCAGCAUCUGCUACUCUUGCACCCUACCUGGUUGGUAUAGUAGUCCAAUUUGCAUUUGAGCAGUAUGCAAGAUAUAAGAAGUCACCAUCUUGGCCUGUUAUUCCAAUAAUCUUUCAGGUUUACAGAUUACACCAACUGAACAGGGCUGCUCAGCUGGUAACAGCCCUAUCGUUUACAGUAAGAGGAGCUGAGAUGACCUCUCAUAACUUGGCGAUAAACAGCUCCCUAGGAACACUUCUGAAUGUCCUCCAGUGUCUAGGGGUUAUAUGCAUUUGGUCUCUAUCAAGCUUCCUUAUGAGAUUUUUCCCUUCACCUGCUUAUUCUUCUUAAUAAAGCAUCAAAUUUCCUUAUAUAACCAGUGAAACAACUUGCAUUUGAUCUUUAAAAUUCAACUCUUGAUAGGUCUAUUUUUUCAUUUUUUUUUUUGGUUGAAAAGUGAAUGGAUACUGAAGCAUUUUGACUUGUCCACAGCUAGUUACAAAGAUUUUCUCAGGACUUUGUAUACCAAGAAAGAUACUAAGUGCAGAAAAGAAAGCAAAAUUGGUGACAUUUUUUUUUUUCAUGUGCUUUCUUGCAAGUUAAUACCCAUUGUACAUAAAUUAUUUGUGCCACAGAUUGUUCAAUGUUUAUGAUCCUAAAAUAUGAGCUUAAACUGUUGGGUAUAUCAAUAAA